AUGCCUAGAUUUUCAAAGAAACGUCGCCAAAUGAUACAACUAACAGCUAAUCGCAAAAAUACAAAAAAAAUUAAAAAGGUUGCAGAUACUCUCCAGUGUCUUGAUGAUGAUAAUAACGCUUUAGAAGACAAACUGGUUGAGCUUAUUCAAGGUUUAAAUGAUGAUGAAAAAGAAGAUGCAAUAAAAUUAUUAGAAAAUAUGAGAUACCC
Racocetra persica is the source of this 209-nucleotide messenger RNA. Lineage: Eukaryota; Fungi; Glomeromycota; Glomeromycetes; Diversisporales; Gigasporaceae. The record is from the annotation of a GenBank genome assembly.